CAUCCUUCGAAAGCUCUUGAAGAUCGUAACGUUAAAAGUCCGUCAUGUACGCUUGCUGUAAGAGCCGCGAGUGUCUCCGAUGAUAAAUAUUAACAUACUUUAUUGCCGGAUAUGUGGAUGGUGUUUGGCCGUGACGUCUCUGGCGGAAGCCCUCUGUGAUAAACUGAUUCCAGACCAGCUAACUGAGUUAGCUUUGACGUUCCCCGGGAGUCUUGAAUUUUCUACUUGAACUGUCAAUGUAAACAAAGAGCUGGACACGAAAUACAGAUCACUGAAGGAAGAAGGAAACAUUAUGGAGUAAAAAUCAUGGAGUCCCUGGUUGGUGAAUUUCUGUCUCCUGAGUCAACGGUGACCUCCCUGCUGUCGAGCUCAGGUCACCUGAGGAGCAGCCUGCUGACUCCGAAACACAACACCACCUUCAGAUACAGACACAAGGACUAUGACUCCGCCUCGGCGGCGCUGGAUGCCUACAUUGCAGACUUUGAGAGGAGUCGUCCGAACAGCGAGUCGUUAACAGGAGGGCUGGUUCUGCCGCACGGUCUUCCUUCCACUCCAAGCAGACCCCGAGUGAGCACACUCAGAAACAAAGAUGUUCUCAGGGAGCGUUUGACGGACAGGGAGCUGGACUUCCUGAACCUCCCCGUCAGCUCCCUUCAUCACCGCAGCAACCGAGACAGACUCUCCAUGACAACAGACGAGCUGCUGUCUAUCCCCUACGACGGCUCGAUGCCUAUCACUCACACAUCCGCCUUCAUCCAAGGCCUCCUGUCUCAGUCUGGAGCCUCCCAGCGCUGCACCUCCUCAUCUAGACCAGCACCCAGAACCUGGGACAGACUCAGCAGCAGCCUUCCUGCCCCCCGACUGAACCACCACCACUCUCAUCCAACCAGGACGCACAGGAGCUCCCGGUUCAUGCUGUUUGCUCUUCUUUGUCUCAUGAUCUUUGCUCUAUUCUUUAGAAAGUCUACAUCAUAUUUUACAUUUUAUGACUAUCUCUUCUUCUCCAGGUGCAGAGAAAGACCCGAGGCAGCCGUGUUGAAUCCAGAUAUUGACAUCCCCUCAGUCAGCUGCUACAGGCAGUCUGCACACAGAGCAGCAGGGUCAGAGUGGGCCGAGCCGUCUUCGUCCCUCCACCUCCCUCACUGGCUCACCAGUAACAAGACUGACAUGGACUGUUCUGGAAUCACCAGCGUGCCGGACCUGAAGUACCCAGCCUGGAUACAACGCUGUGAUCUCAGCCAGCUGCCGCUGCCAGCAGAGUCUGAGCUGUGGGAUGACCACGCUCCCAGACACAGAGCUCCGUCCUGGGUGGCAGAGCUGGAGGACGAUGAUCCUGACCAAACCCCUUCACAGGUUGACAGCUGGCAGACUGUCAGAGAUCUGAGGCUUCAGUUUGCUGAACAGAUUUCUCUCCUCGCUGCAGAGAGGAACAGCUCUGACGUCAUGGAAACUCCGCUCAGAGACAACAGGAUUGAGUCUCUGAUCCAGAAGGCGGAUCAGGUGUUGAACCGUCUGUCUCAAAGUUAUGGAGGAGCAGACAGUGCUGCACCUUCAGCAGUAACAUUUUCUGAAAAGCUGCUUGUUGCUGAAGAAGCUGUCAGUCCAGUGAGCACUGAGGAGCUGCUGCGCUGCUCUUCCUCUCACUGUUGUCCAUUCUUUAGGGACUCAGCAGCAGCGGCCACAGGUGGGGGGGCCACAGAGACCCUCACUGACAGAAGAGCUCAGGCUUGGAGAUCAGAUGGAGACGGAGUCCUUAAGCAGCCUGGUCCAGUGGAGGCUCUGAAACAGAUGCUGUUCAGACUGCAGGCGGUGGAGGCAGAGAUACAGAGACGACAGCAGGCAUCAGCAGCUCCAAAACUUGACGGGCUGCAGACAGAGGAGGCUGCAGUCGCACAGAGGCCUGAGGGUGAGGCAGAGCUGGAGAGUUUUCCUGCUGGACCGUCACUACAGAGAGCUCUGCAUCACCUGAGCCGUCUGAAGGUGCUGGUGGAAGAACCUAAAGAGAAACACAAAGAGGAAGAAGAGGAGAAGGACGAAGACGAAGGACGCUACUCCUCCUCUUCUACUGACGGACUUACCUGCGCUCAGCAGAAACCCUCUUGAAGCUAAAGGCCUGUUAACCAGAGCAAAGAGACAUCCUGUCAGCGCUGCCAUCGGUCAGUGUCCUCACUGUCCCCUUGUUUCUGUUUCCUGUCACAUCCAGCAGAAACAGAAAACAGCUCGGGUUGAAGUCUACUCUAGAGCUAUAUUUUAGAUGAAAAGGUGCAAUUCGUCUAAACACCAACAGAGAAGUGUGUGUUGAAGUCGUGAAGUGUUCCAUUGAAGGAAGCUGUGAAACUGAACACAGUUUUUAUCCACCAGAUGAGAGACCGAAAUCAGCUUUUUGAAACCUGAGCAAAUUGGCUUGAAUCAUUUCAAAAACAAGGGUUAGAGCAGUAGAGCAGUAUCCUAAGUUUCAAACGGUACCCAGCUCUCCUAAGUGCUGGCAUGCAAAUGAGCUAUAAUUAGCACAAUACUAUUUAGCAUUAAGCCCAAAGCAGUGUUGGAAGCCAGUUCAGAUAAAUCUUACAAAGUCCAGUUUAGCCUGAUGGAUGUUGAACCCAGCGUUACAAUGGAGUCUGAGAGCUGCUAAACGCUGACUGUGCAGAGGAUUAGGCUGCGUUCACAUUGUGGGGGACUUUCUAAUUUGUAGUCAGAUUUUUUUGAAAGCUUAGUUAUGUAUAAUUUGGAGCUUAAUAACACAGAAAAAGUGCCUGGAAAAAACUAACACGGGCGCCUCAUGUCAGCCAAAAUCUGUGGUUCAAAAUUAGUACACCUAAAAAGAAUAGGCUGAAUUGAAUAUGGCAGUAUUGUUAGUGCUCUUUUUUACUGUUGUAUAAUUUACAGUCAGUAAACAUGUGAAUCUUUUCCAUCUCUACCAUCCAUCCAAUAGGAUGCGAACGCAGCAUAAACGCUCUUUUAGCUCCAUCCUCUGGACAAACCUCAACAUGACAACAUCUCACAUUUGUUUGCUUACAGACUUUCAGUUUUGUCCUUCUUCAUAAAUUUACUUCAUAUGCUUGGAGGGAAAACAUAAAAUCACAUUUUUUGAUCCAGCAGUAUUUUUAUUCACUCUUUGUCUUUCAGCUGAUGAAGACAGACUGUCAAUGUUUUCUCUCUUUCCUCAUAGUGGGAACCAUUCAAGUGCCAACUCAGCGUUCAUGCAGACAGCUGAGCAGAACAUGAACAGAUAUUUAUUUUGUAACAGAUCUGUGUUCAAUUAUUAACACAAUGUGUUUGUUUCUAUGUAGCAGUUUUGUGUCCAGCUGCUCUGAGAUGAUUUGUCCUCAAACAGUUCAUAUUAAAACAGCUCUUUAGUUUAUACCUU
This is a messenger RNA of Plectropomus leopardus (leopard coralgrouper), 3367 nucleotides long. It is a transcript of the gene c20h18orf54, whose product is annotated as chromosome 20 C18orf54 homolog. The record is from RefSeq and is a predicted model, not a curated record. Lineage: Eukaryota; Metazoa; Chordata; Actinopteri; Perciformes; Serranidae.